Messenger RNA from Carica papaya (papaya), 1622 nucleotides. Its product is annotated as ribonuclease H2 subunit B. The record is from RefSeq and is a predicted model, not a curated record. Gene Ontology annotation, biological process: RNA catabolic process. Gene Ontology annotation, cellular component: ribonuclease H2 complex; nucleoplasm. Lineage: Eukaryota; Viridiplantae; Streptophyta; Magnoliopsida; Brassicales; Caricaceae.
UCAGGCCACUGCAAUCUCCUGCUCGUGUUUGCGCCAGGGCCGUAGUUCUUAAACUCAGCAAAGCGUAUCCAGAUUCGCCAUCCCGUUCCUUUCCAGCAACUCAGCAGACGUUUCAACAUUGGUUUACGCGGGUAAAGGUUGCAGCUCCGGAAGAUUACGGCAGCAUUGCUAAAGCUGGAAUCUAUAGUGCUCUAUAUGUCGCAUUCUCUGUAGAAUUGGCGGAGAGAGUGAACGCAGAGAUUAUCUUGGUGGCCUUUGAAGCUGCAGUGGUAGAAAGAGGAGACAUCUGCGUUGUUCCUCAAUGCUACUGUUUGAUGCUUUUCAGGACUAAAUCCACGCUCAUAAAUCGCUCUCCAGACCCAGUAAAGGUCGAAAAGCAGCACUGCAAAACCAGAGCAGCAGCAAUUGGGGGAAACUAAAAUCAUUGAUGUUCCGCCUUCUCGAGUUAUAAAUGUGGAUGGUGGCUGCUUGUAUCCUGAUAUCUUUUCUCCACUGCAGUUGACAUUUCUGGACGCCCAUAAAGAAAGGAGGGGAAGCUCUGGGAGAGGGAUCAAAAGCAGUUCAAUAGAAGAUUCAAAUAGCUGAUCGCAAAAUAAAUCUAAUAAAAAAUAAAUAACGUCCUUAUGUCUUGGUGCCAGGAUGUUGAUGAAACUAGGGUUCUCAUUGCUCCAGAUCCAGGGGUAAUUGGAAGUAAUCUUGGACGUUUUCUGUUGCUUCGACAUCCCAAAUCAGGGAAUGCAACUCGUUAUCUCUUUGUUAAUGGGGUGCUUCAAGAACUUCACUGGUUUAAGGAAUCUUAUCGGUCUUGGUUUUUAGGCGAUUAUAUUUGUGAAGAUGGCCGCUUAUAUAUGGCUACUCCCAUUGAUCCUAUUUUUGUUAUGUUGCCUAUCUUCGAAGAAGCAAGAAUGAAGAAAGUGGAAGAUCCUGGGAAGUUCAGGCAAUUAGAUGAGAUAAUCUUUGUUCCUGGCUAUCCUGGAUAUCAAGAUUUAUUAUCUCUUGUGGAGAACUUCAUGCACAUUGUCUGUGAAGUUAGAGAAAUUGGAUCAACAAAGUUCUACAGGCUUGAUGACUCAAAGGUUUUAGCUUGGCUGUACUAUAAGGUAUGCCAAUUAAAACAGACUCUACCAGCACUGGAUCGGAACUAUGCUGCUCAGGAUGAGAAGGACACAUUGGCAGAUGCAAUAUCAAUAGUAGGGGAGUACUUGAGAGCUGAGCCUUGGUUGAAGCUUUUAUGUGAUCAUUUGAAGUAUUGGUGCAGGUUAGAUUCUGCAGAGGUUGCUAGGAGAGCAUCUCAUUCGGAAGUUAUUGCAGCUAGCAGGGAGAGUAACAUGGAGUUACCGAAUCAUGUUAAGGAAAAGAGCAAUGAUAGAAGGAUCACAAGAAGUGUAAAGCAGAGUAAAAAGGCAAAAGUGGAGACAGAAUCACGGAACAUAAAAGAAAUGUUCUUCAGAGCUUCAAAAAGAGCAGGCUGAACCGAACCAUCUUUCUUAAAAUGUUGAAUUUGAUUUGUUAAAUUUUGUGCUCUGCCUUGGUGGUUGUUAAAAGCCAUAGUAUCAAAGUUUGUGAAGAUUGUUAUAUAUUCAUGGACCAUAAAUGAUUUAAAGCACUCUGAUUGUGAAUGA